This is a messenger RNA of Meloidogyne enterolobii, 2712 nucleotides long. The record is from the annotation of a GenBank genome assembly. NCBI's taxonomy places the organism in Eukaryota, Metazoa, Nematoda, Chromadorea, Rhabditida, Meloidogynidae.
UUAAAAUAGAAUUAUUAUUUUUUAAAAUGCCACCAACAAAAUCCUCAACAGAAAAUAUUUCUCAAGAAAAUACCAAAGAAGAACAAGAAAAUGAAUUAAAAGAAAAUAAUAAUAAUACUAACAACAAAUCAUCAUCAUUAGAUGCCUUAUAUGCAGCAGCUAGGGAGGAAUUUGAUUUAGAUUUAAGUCCAACAGAAUCGGCAAUUAAAACAUUAAAAGAAGGGAGGGAAAUACAAAAAUUAAAUGUUGUUAGAAAUUUGGGGGAAUUAUUUGAAAAUGAACCGAAAGAAACGAUUGAAAAAAUUAUACCUUUAAUUCAGGAAAUAUUAAAUAUUGAACCAAGUAAUUUGGAUAUGCAUUGUGAAGCAGCAAUUGUUUAUAAAAAUUGUAUUAAAGAUAGAAAACUUAGAAUUAAAUGCCCUGAAUUACCCGAAAUAUUAUUAAAUGCUACACUUGAAAAUAUUGAAAUUCAAAAAGAAAAUGUUACGGCCGCUGCUUGGCUUGAAUCGUUAGUAGAUAUAUCUGAAGCUGUAUCUCAACGUUCUGUUAUUUCUGUUAUUGUUCCUUUGGCUAUUUCUCAAUCAGAUUCUUCUAGGAGAGUUCAGAGACGAAUUAUCUCAACAAGACUUAUUGAGAAACUGGCGGCUUUAGUGCCUAAAGAAAUAGAACUUUGUCCAUGUGUCCAAAUGCUUUGUCGAGAUCCAAGUACUUCAGUACGCACAUCUAUUGCACAGCGGCUUGUUUUUAUUGCUCAAGCAUUAAAUAAUUCUGCAGACAGCAGUUCAUUAUUAUUACCUUGUAUAAUUGAACUUUGUAAAGAUGAGGACCCAGCUGUUCGUGAAGCAACUUUAGGCACAUUAGAUGAUUGUUUACCCCAUUUUAGUAAAGAAUCAAAAAAGUCAAUAUUAUCCCCUCUUUUACAUAAAUGUGCAGAACAAGCAUUAAUUAUGAGAGAUUCAAGUUUACCUUUAAUUGCUAAACAUUUGGGUGUUUGGUUACAAUCUAUGAAGGAAAUAAUUUCUGGACCAUCAGAAAUGCGUUGGUGGUUGGAUGUUUAUACUAGAAUUUUGGAUUUUGGAAAUAAUUUUAAUAAUAAUAAUCAGCAACAACAAAAUUCAAAAAACAAAUCUUUAUCAACAAAUAAUGCAAAUACAUUUUCUACAAAUGGUUGUAUUCACAAUAAUGCAGGUUCUGCUGCAAGUUAUGAACAUUUACGUACUUGUUGUAGAAGAAUGUGUGCUUAUAAUUUUCCCUGUAUUGUCUCAGUAUUUGGGCAAGACCAACAAUUAUUUUGUCAGAAAUUAUUGCCUAUUUUGGAAAGAUUUUGUAGAGAUCCUGAUGAAGAAGUGCGGAGUACUGUUGCUUCUGGAUUUCAUGAAGUUUUGGCUCAGAGAAAUUGUUUUUUUGAAGGAGCCUCAACAGCAAAUUUAAAAUCCAAACAAAACGAACAACAACCACAACUUUUAAAUUCAUUUGUUGAAUUAUUAUCUAGUAGUAAUGGAAGUAGUGAAGUUGUUCAACAUUUAACUGGAAAUUUAGAGAAAAUUUUACCUUUUUUAUUUAAAGAAAUAAAUUCUAAUGAAAAUAAGAAAAAUACAGAAAAACUUCAAACAAAAUUAAACCAAUUAAUUAUUAACUGUAAUUCAUUAUUGAGAGGUACUGGGUUUUGGAGAGCUCAUGAAUCUUAUUUAAAUUCUAUUGCAUCACUUAAAAAUCUUUUAAGUAUUCGAGAAAUUAAACAAAAUUUUGUGCCUUUAUUAAAACAAGAAGUACUUAAUGCGAAAGCCCUUCCAUGUCGAGUAGCAGCUGCAAAUUCUCUGUUACUUUUAAUGCGUCAAUUGCCCGUAUCUUCUGAUCGUCUUGAUAUUGUUAAAUUCUUUACUGAAGGGCUUGGACAACAUUUGAGUUGUUAUAGAAGAAGAAUUUUAUUGGAUAUUGUGCCUACUUUAUUACAUAAUUUUAGUAGAGAAUUUUUUGUUGAACAAUUUUUGCCUGCAAUUUUAAAGCUCAGUUUGGAUCCAAUAUCUAAUAUCAGACUUCAACUUUGUCGAACACUUUCAACUAUUCGACGAUAUUUAGUUUUCCCUAAAGAUGAUGAAUGCCUUUCUAGCCUGGAAAGAACUGUUCGGGAUUUGUUAGCUUCUGAACAAAAUCCUUUAUCUCGCCAAUUAAUCCAACAAUUUGCUUGUGAACUUUCAAGAACUGAAAGUGACAAAAAAGAAUGUAGAGCAAAUAGAACAAAAUUGGCGGAAGAAAAGAAAUUAUGGACAGAAGUGGAAGAGAAGGAAGAAAAAGAAGAAGAAAAGAAAGUGGAAGUAAAGGAAGAAAUAAAAAUAAAGGAAAUUAAUAAAGUAAAGGAAGAAGAAAAAAUAAAAGAAAUAAUUCCCAAAAAAGUGUUAAUUAAAAAGAAAAAACAAAGAGAAAGGGAAACAGGAUCUCCGGAAAGUGGAAUUUUUAUUGAUGAAGAAGAAGAAAAUAAACAAAAAAAUAAGGAAGAAGGAAAUGGACUUUUAAGGUCGGCAACAACAACAAAUGUUCCUGUACAUGUUUUGGAUGUAAAAUAAUUUAAAUAAAUUUUUAGUCCAUUAAAAUUGCGGUUCAACCCCCGUUCCCCAGGGAGGUAAUUCCCCGGGAAACAGGGAAUUUUUUUUCCACGCGGUUCGAAUUCCCCGAAACCCCCGUUCCCCGUAAAAUAUUUCCCCGCCCCGUAAA